GAUUUGCCUGGUUUCUCCAUCUGCAGACUCGUCCCUACCCCCAAUCUCAUCCUGAGUUUGGCCCUGAGUUUUGCAGUGCUAGAUUCCAGUCGAUACUCUGUUUCCGUGGUAGUGUUGUGUGUUGAUUCAUGUCUGUCGGUGCUCCGCUCGGCUUAGGGCCGAAGUUAGCUCUUCAUCGAGCAUCGCUCAAUGUCACGCUAAGAAACUUGCCGGAUCGCAUUGACGUCGCUGCGUUUUUUUCCCUUUGAUGAAAGUUGCCGCUCUUCUGUUAGUGUGUGGUUUUGCUCUGUGUCUGUUCUGCUUAGGGUUUACUCUGGUGCUACGAAGGGUCCAUGCGCUCGCCUUGUGCAGCUAGCCUCAGGGUUGAUGGUUAACAGCUCCGUCAGCGUUUCCGUGUCUCGUAAGUGUUGUAAGUGAACGUGGUGUGGCUGCCCACUUACUGGCUUUGUGAAUUAUGGACCUGGGGAAAGGAUAGAAAUUCAGAAGGAUUCGAAGUUUGGCCCUCGUCUUACCCCUGGUUUCAAUGUAAUCUAAGUCUGCAUGUGGGGGCAAUAAAAGUAGCAGCUUUCAAGUUCUUCAGCUGAGGAGUUGAGCAUAAUUCUAGACAGCCAUGGUGGGGAUCUCUUUUAAAAUUUCAAAGAAUGGCACUCGGUACGUUCCAAAGAUCUCCUCCAACGUGAAGCUUCAUAAACAUGAAGCUGCUGUUGAAGGGAAUGUGGCGUAUGUUAAUGGCACCAAUCACCGGGAGGGGGCACCUAAACUGAAGCGGUCGCUAUCCUCUGGAUUUGAGGGCGUGAAUAGUCCUCCUGCGAAGAAAAGCCGUGGGGAGAUUGUUCAGCGCAGCACUCCUGAAGGUUUGCGGACGCGAUACGCUGAUUCUCUUGGGCGAAAUAUUCCGAAAGAUGCUGAGGCUUCAUUUGCAAUCAAUCUGUUUCCCGACGGUUUCUCUGUUGAUAAACCUACGGAGAAGGGAAAAUUGCCGCCUCCUGCCCUUGAAGUGACUGAGUUGCACUUAUUACCUUAUGAUCGUAAUACUGGCGACUUCUUAAGGGCUAUUGAUGGCGGAUGGAUUCCAAGUACCUUGCUCGAUGACAUACCGGUCAAGUAUUUUGAUGGUUGUGUUGUCUGCGAGCUCCGUGAUUACAGGGAUGGUCUCCAAUCACCAUCUGGGGAGACAGUUCAGGCACUGUCUCAAAAUGGAAGGGAAGGGAACUGGGUACCCACUGUACAUCGCGUGGUGUUGCAGCGAAAUAGUGGAAAUAUUUUCAAGGACCUUGAAUCCAUGGAUUUUGACGGUUGGACCUACCAGGAGUGUGUGGAGUUGGAAGCAAGACUAAUAAACUCUGUGCAGCCUCCACUCUGCUUAGACCCAACACCAGACGUUGCAAAAGAAGCUUUCAUAACUAACUAUAACAAGUUGAAGUAUAACUUAUGGUCUCCAAUGUAUGGGAGGUAUCGAAAGUCCUCUGGUUCUUUGCGAGAACGAAAGUUGCAUAUUGCUGCCGCCGCCGCCAAAGCUUUGUCAAGGGCCGAUGGUUUGGCUAAGCGCCGGAAGUCAAGUAUUGACGGAGGGCUUGCGGAUGGUCCAUCUAUCCUUAACGAAUAUGGCCCUGCUGUAUCACCAGGUGGAAAGCAUAGAUUACAAGAUGCUUCGAAAUUUUCUCAAGCCACACCUGGAAUGUAUAUACCGCAGCCAAGUGCUUCACAAGGCUCUUUGGGACAUCAGACAUCAAUGGCUCGUGCAGGACUUACACAUUCGAUUUCUACACUUUCAGUUCCCUCCGGACCUUUAUCCCCUGCAACAUCUGCUGGAGGACAUGAAGUUACAAGCGGCUUAGGAGGCAUAUCAUCCAUGCUCGGAAGGAGGGAAAGCAAAGAAUCAGCAGCUGCAGCUCGGGCUGAGGCAAAGCAAAUGAAGACAAAGCAGGCAAUACAGGACAAGCAGCAGUUGCAGCAGCGGAAGGCGCAAGAAAAACAAGAUGCAAAAGAACAGAAGGAAAGACAACGUAAGGAAAAGGUACAACAACAGCAGCAACUCAAAUUAGAGAAGCAGCAGCUUUCUCGAAGCAACAGUCAUUUGUCGUCGUUGUCUCAGCACUCGGGCUCUCUCUCUAUGGGUGACGGUUCCACGACUCCUCGUUCUGAGAAUCGAUCCUCUAUGGUAGACCAGAGGGAGGCGGCUGAUUUGAUCAAAAUGGAGCCACAUGAGGUUGCUAGGCCCAAACAAGAAUUCGACACUCAAAGUCUUGACGAGAUUGAGAAAGGAAGACAAGAGCAACAGCUUGCGGACGCAAGGAAACAGCAAGGUCAACACAUGGAUCAUAUGGGAACGGUGCAGCAACCACUGCCGAUGAACCUUUUCCUGCCUCAGACUUCCCUACCGAUUUCAGGAGUGAAUUUUAGUUCAGGCCUUGGGGUUUCAGAUUUACGUAUGGGGUCCAACCACAACCUGGUUCCUCCCGUUGGUGGACUGGCACAGGCACAAGCGCAUGCAUUAGCUUCAAACCUUGUUCCUGCUGGCGGUCCAAGUCAUAUGGGUCAGAUGCAACACCCUUUGGAACAAUCUCGACAGAGGCAAAAUUCAUUGCCCAAAUCCGCCACAAGUGCACCGCCGAAUCUUGGAAUAAAUGGUACUUCUAUGGCGCUUGGAAGUGGGGCUCUUCCUACACCUGGUGUGAAAAUAGAACCAACAGCUGUUGCGCAACGAGUUGCGUCAAAUGGUGGUCCAGAAGAUCAGGACCAGAGUAAAGAGAUGGAAUCGAUGUACAAAUUAGUUGCUGCUAUCCAACGGCAUGGGUUGCACCACAGAAAGAAGCCAGCCGAAAAUGUUGUGCUUCCAAACAAAACUCCCCCAUCUUUCCAAUUGUUAUCAGUGGCCUUGUCCGAGACUGAUAGCGAGAUCAAGGAACCAAUGGGUUAUCGAAGCAUGGCCAAUUCUCUUGUGGGUGGAAAUAUUAACUGUCGGAAGACCCGUUCCUUGCUUUUUGUGAAAACUGAACCAAAGCCUGACCAAACAUAUCAAGGAGCAAUGAACUUUCAUCGAUCACGAAAGCGUCUUGUGUUAUGUGGUCGAGCAAAAGAUAGCUUGGUGGAGGCUAUCAUCCAAGUUGGGGACGACCAAGAAGAGGAAGCUGUGCCUCCUCAUCAUGUCUUGCCUACCAUGGCUAAUGUUCAUGUGGCUGAUCGAUUUGCAAAGCAAUACUGUGCUCUGCUUAAGAAGGAAAAUUAUGAGCUGGUUUCAGAUGAAGUUCAACAAAGUGCUCCUCGAAAUCCAGUUGUGAAUGCAGCCUCGAGUGCUCGUCCCAUGCCUGCAGGUGCCUCCACCUUGGGCAAUCCCCAAGUUGGCCACCUUGCAACUGCACAAAGAGCUGUAAUGAAUCCUCAGUUGAUGCAAGGAGCUAUGCCAGGCAACAUAAUGUCUAAUAAUUCAAUGCAGCCAUCAUCUCCUAGCCAGUUGGCUGCCAACCGGAUGCCACCUCCGUCUAAUGCUCCUAGUCGGCAACAGAUUAUGAACAAUCAUAUGGGGCAGCAAGCUGUCGCUUCAAAUGUCAAGCCUACUCAAAUCGAUUCAACCCAAGCAGCUCAGAUGGCAGCCCAACAGCAGCAACAUCACCAGUUGCAGCAGCAGGCACAGAUGCAACGGCAACCACAACAACAGCAACACCAACAACAGCAACAUCAACAUCAACAACAGAUGGUGGCUGCCUCUCAAUUAGCUCAGUUGACGGGUCAGGGACACAACUCCGCUGCCCCUCAUCUGGUAGCCCAGUCUAAUCAGCUGCAACAGCUGCAGUACAUGCAGCAACAGCAGCAGCAGCAGCAGCGACAACACCAUCUCUUGAAUCAGCGGAAAGUCAUGUUACCAGGAACUAUGGGAAACGCGCUGACGGGCAUGAAUAAUAUGAAUUCGGUAGGAAUGCCACCAAAUGCAGGUAAUCAACCAAGUUUAGCCAACAUGGUUAACCUUGGAGGGAUGAAUAACGUUUCUAUGGGUGGAAUGAAUCAUAUGGCGUCCAUGUCUGGGAUGUCGUCCCUGGGAAUGUCGAGCCUUGGAAACAUGGGCCAGUUGGGUGCUAUGAAUGCUAUCGGACAACAAGCAAAUCUUCUUAGAUCCGGGCCUGGAUCUGGACCUGGAACGAUGAAUCAGGCGGCUGCAUUACAACAAGCCUCCAAUGUGCAACAACUAGCAGCUGGGAGGGGACGGACAGGUACCGGUGUGCUGCCGAACGCAGCUGGAGUUCGGACUCAGGUGGAUCCGCUCUCUGCUUUAGGAGGUACAAAUCAGGUCCACGGAGGUCCUGGUGUUUCAGGAAUGGUGCAGGGUAUGAACAGGGGCAAUAACCUUAGUGCAUUACAACGAGCUCCAGUGACGGGGCUUGCCUCUACCAAGGUUCCCUCCGCAAGUCAGAACUACUACUUGAAUUCAUCGCAGCUUAGUGCCCAACAGCAACAACAGCUCAAGUCGCAUCAGUUGACCUCUCAGCAGCUCAAUCCACAGCUGCAACAGCAACAGCAACUUCUCAAUCCACAACAGCAGCAACAGCAAUUGCUCAAUCCACAACCCCAGCAACAGCAACAGCAGCAGCAGCAGCAACUUCUCAGCUCGCAACAACAGCAGCAACAACAGCAACAACUGCUUACCUCGCAGCAGCUCAAUUCUCAACAACUGAACACACAGCAGCAGAUGAAUCCACAACAACAGUUGAGUGGGGGUGGCAGCCUGAAUUCACUGGUUGGAAACCCAGCCAGCCCACAACUAAGUAGUGGUCAAAGUCUUGGAGCGGUGGGAAGCAUAGGUGUAAGCUCAUCUUCAGUUGAGCUUCAGAAUGCUUCUCGUGCUGCGGCAGCUGCUGCCCGAACUCCUGUAUUGCCGUCAAGGGCGCCGACUAUGCCUCGACCAGGACAACCACCACAACCAGGACAACCUCCUCAAUCCCAGUAAAUUACUGCUACUUAUAGUUACGGAAGCUGUUGUAUAUAAUUGUGCAGUUCUGAACGAUGAUCUGGUGGAGUUGGAAGUUGGAAGUUGGAAGUUGCUGAGUACCCUUCAGGUCUGCAUCAGCGGAACAUCAAUUAGCUUGUCCUAGGAUUCUUGUGGACAUUUGGUUGUAUAUACGUAGGAUUCACUAUCGAAGGGCGGGGCCUCACCUGGCAGUAGUUUGUGAUUGAGAUCUUUCCCGUGUACUUUAAAUUAACUCAUGAGUUUACCCAUUGAUGUCUUUUUAUUUUAUUUUAUUUUAUUGUGGUUUCCUCUAUACGUAAUUCAAAUUCAUUGCUCGCUUACACUA
Physcomitrium patens is the source of this 5288-nucleotide messenger RNA. RefSeq lists its product as uncharacterized. Gene Ontology annotation, molecular function: transcription coregulator activity. The record is from RefSeq and is a predicted model, not a curated record. Lineage: Eukaryota; Viridiplantae; Streptophyta; Bryopsida; Funariales; Funariaceae. Gene Ontology annotation, cellular component: SAGA complex. Gene Ontology annotation, biological process: regulation of transcription by RNA polymerase II.